GUGAUGCCAUGUGCAACUUCCCAUCUGCUGGUGAACCUGCAGUACUUGGACUUUUCUGACAAUCUGCUGACCGACCUGACUCUGGUGGAAUCGCUCUGUGAAAAAAACAAAACGUUAAAGGAUCUCAGAGUUUUGAACAUUAGUGGAAACCCUCUGAAGUCUUUGUCCACGAUGAGCCGACUGGUAUCAAAGCUCACCAAGCUCACCCACCUGGACAUCAGCAGGACUGGCUACAGCUCCAUGCCAUUGAGUUGCUCAUGGCCGACUACCCUGAGGUAUCUCAACAUCUCCAGGGCUAAGCUUACCACCAUCACUUCCUGCCUACCAACAUCCUUGGAGGUGUUGGACCUGAGCUUCAACGAUCUUAAAUGUUUCAACGUGGUUCUGCCAAUCUUAAUAGAGCUCCACCUUUCUGGGAACAAGUUCCUGAGGUUACUGGCUGGGCGGCUCUUCCCCAAUCUUCAAACUCUGACAAUACAGUCAAACACCCUGAACUGGUUCGGGCAUUCAGACCUCCAAUCAUUCAGACAACUCCACAACCUCCAGGCAGGCGAGAACAAAUUCAUCUGCUCUUGUGACUUUGUCAGCUUCCUCCAAUCGCAGUUUGAAGGCAGUGGAGACGUUAAGUUAACUGACAGAGAGGACAGCUAUGUCUGCGACUCCCCAUUCUACCUGCAGGGGGAGGCAGUGAGCCAAGUCCACCUCUCUGUUGUUGUGUGCCACCAAGUCUUGUUUGUCUCUGUGAUCUGUGGUCUUGCUCUGUUUGUGGUGAUGCUGAUGUCUGUUGUACUUUGGCGCCUGCAUGCCUUCUGGUACCUAAAGAUGAUCUGGGCGUGGCUCAAGGCCAAGAGAAGUUCCCAGAGACAAAGCAAACGUGCUGAGGAGUCAGAACCAUUACUCUCCUUUGACGCCUUCAUUUCCUACAGCGAAAGAGAUGCUAGCUGGGUAGAGAACUUCCUGGUACCUGAGCUGGAGGAGCCAAGUGAGGAUGACUCUGAGAGUCCCAGGUCCUCUCGUCCAUUGACCCUGUGCCUCCACAAGCGGGACUUCCUUCCCGGACAGUGGAUCAUGGACAACAUCAUGAACGCCAUCGAGCGCAGCCGACGGACUGUGUUCAUCCUAUCCCAAAACUUUGUUCAAUCCGACUGGUGCCGCUAUGAACUGGACUUCUCCCACUUCUGGCUCUUUGACACCGGUGGGGAUGUGGCCAUCUUGAUCCUGCUGGAGCCAUUGUCCAUGGACGACGUCCCUAGACGCUUCUGCAAACUACGCAAAAUCAUGAGCUCCACCACCUACCUGGAGUGGCCUCAGGAGGAGGAGAGGAGGCUGGAGUUCUGGAGGAGUCUACGCAACGUUCUGCGAGGAGACAACAGCUGAAAAAUAACACCGGAAGUAUCAGUAAUAUAUUGGCGGAGAACC
This is a messenger RNA of Nematolebias whitei (Rio pearlfish), 1419 nucleotides long. RefSeq names its product toll-like receptor 2 (gene tlr2). Gene Ontology annotation, biological process: toll-like receptor signaling pathway; immune response; inflammatory response. NCBI's taxonomy places the organism in Eukaryota, Metazoa, Chordata, Actinopteri, Cyprinodontiformes, Rivulidae. The record is from RefSeq and is a predicted model, not a curated record. Gene Ontology annotation, cellular component: membrane. Gene Ontology annotation, molecular function: triacyl lipopeptide binding; transmembrane signaling receptor activity; protein binding. The transcript is spliced from 5 exons. Bases 4 to 1377 code for a protein of 457 amino acids.